UUGGAUCAUACUUCAGAGCCAAUCGGCGUGCAGGGGCUGACUGUAAUGUUGCUCAAUGUUUAGACGGAAGAAGUAGGCUUUUGUGAUACUAAAGUGUUUUAUACUUUUGAUUAAUUACCUCCCAGUCGCUGUUUAUAUGUGACUUGCCAGAUGCAGCCAUGUCUUUUAUUUUAAAAGUGUUAAAACUCGUGGUGGUGCUCGGAGUGCUAGCAUUGCUUGUCCUGUACACACAGUAUUGGUUGGGGAACAAACAGUAUGUGUUCAACAAGGACGAUGUUGCAAAGCUGGCCAAGCAGUAUGCAGGCCUGGAUCAUGAGCUGGCUUUCUCCAAAGUUGUGGUGGAGUUGAGGAAGAAGUAUCCUGGUCACAUACUUCCAGAUGAGGACCUGCAAUGGGUAUUUGUAAAUGCUGGUGGUUGGAUGGGCUCCGUGUGUCUGCUCCAUGCUUCCCUCACAGAAUACGUCUUACUUUUUGGAACUGCAGUGGACACUGGCGGUCAUUCAGGUCGCUACUGGGCUGAAAUCUCUGAUACCAUUAUCUCUGGUACUUUCAGACAGUGGAAAGAGGGGACGACAAAAAGUGAAGUUUAUUAUCCAGGUGAUACUAUUGUGCAUGCAAUAGGUGAAGCUACAUCAGUCCAGUGGAGUGCUGGUACCUGGAUGGUGGAAUAUGGCAGAGGAUUCAUUCCUUCCACAUUAGGAUUUGCACUAGCUGAUACAAUCUUUAGCACUCAGGACUUCAUCACUUUGUUUUACACGGUUCGAGUUUAUGUAAGAGGAAUGCUGCUAGAAGCGAAUACGUUGCUAACUGAGACUGGGGUCUUUUAAUCUGAACUCUGCUGUAAAACUAAGUAUCUAGCAGGCAGUGGUUUGCAAUGUUUAUGAUAAUUUUUGGUAUUCUUGGGAACUGCGUGUUUUGUAGACAAAUCUGGGAAGUCUGAUUGAUUGUUUUCAAGGGAAGUAUGAUGAACACCCUACUCUGCCAGACGAUGCAUUUAAAUACAAAUUCAGAAUCUUUACAACUUAAUUUUUUUAAAUCUGAAGUUUUAGUUAAUUUAGUCAAUUACAAAUGUUUAGUGUGGAGUACCUGGUAUAUCCAAAACAUAAAACUGAAUCUAAAUACGGUAAAACCAUGUAAAGCAGGCCUAGUGAGCACAUAUUUUGUCACUUCACACACACUGGCUUGAACUCAGUUCAGUUAUAAAUUGUGUGUAUGGAAAUAUUUACUAUGUAUUUUCAUAUAACAUGUAUACUUUGGAUAUGCAACAUAAUUUAUUUUCUGGCGCCUGUGCAUUUCUGAGUUGCUUUAAUAACUUAACUUGUAACAUUUUUACUAAUUCUAAUCAAUUGUAGUGUUGUCUCUAUUAGUAUAUGUAAAAGUAUUACUUCCCAGUAACAAUUUGUAAGAUAAUUGAAUAAUGCAUCAGACUUGUUCUACAUAAAUCAAAAUUGUAAUGUUUUAAAAUGACACUAAUAACAUAUUUUCAUUACUUACA
Polyodon spathula (Mississippi paddlefish) is the source of this 1495-nucleotide messenger RNA. RefSeq names its product sigma non-opioid intracellular receptor 1 (gene sigmar1). Lineage: Eukaryota; Metazoa; Chordata; Actinopteri; Acipenseriformes; Polyodontidae. The record is from RefSeq and is a predicted model, not a curated record. Gene Ontology annotation, cellular component: endoplasmic reticulum. Bases 159 to 827 code for a protein of 222 amino acids. The transcript is spliced from 4 exons.